AUGGAUCAAGCACUGCAAACCGCACUCAGCACCGGCUUAUCCUCGGUCUCUGGGUUCCAUUCCAACAAGCCCAAGGGCGUUGACCCAGAGUUGGCCGGCAAAAAUGUGCUGCCUCAAAGCUUCUGUCCAACUGCCAAAGACCGCCUGUCAUUUCCCGCAGUCAAUGGCCCCGUCAGGGCCUCUUACCUUUCCAUUGGCGGCUGGCCAUGGGGGGACAAGCCGACAUGGCAUUAUGACGAGAGCGAAUGGAUUGAAAUCCAGGAGGCAUGGCAGAUUCUCUAUGACGCGGGCAUCAACUUCAUCGACACCACGGAGGCGUACGGAAACGGCGAAAACGAAGUUUUCAGCACGCCCAUGAAAGCGGAGAACUUCAUCCACCCCAUCGACGCACCCGUGACGAGCUUGAAGGCCAGCUUGGAGCGCCUGCGCCUCGACUUUGUCGACAUUUACCUCGUUCAUGGACCUAUCCAUCCUCAGAGCUUCUCGAACGUUGCUGAAGGAAUGGCGAAUGAGGACGUCUUCAAAAUCCGAGACGAGCUGAAGAAGCACAACGUGCCUUUGGCUACGAAUCAGUGCGAGUUCAGCGUGCUUCGUCGUUACCUCGAGAUAACCGGUGGCAUUAGAAAGUGCCAGGCGAGCGACAUCGUUUUCCAAUCGUACUCUUCCCUCGGGCAAGGGCGCUUGUCUGGGAAAUACACACCUGAGAACCCACCGCCUAAGGAGUACCGCUUCAGCAGUUACGAUAUGAAGGAUAUUGAGCCGACCAUCGCCACCUUACGAGAGAUCGCAGAGAAGCGAGGAAAGAGCCCGGCUUCUGUUGCUCUCAACUACAACAUCGGCAAAGGCGCUGUUCCAGUCGUCGGCAUCCGUAGAGCUGAGCAGGCAAGAGAGGCUAUUGAAGCGCUUGGUUGGAGAUUGAGCGAGGAGGAGGUAAUCGCUAUUGAUAAGGUCAGCGUCGAAGGCCAGACCACGUCACUCUGGCAGCAGGGAUAA
This is a messenger RNA of Colletotrichum chrysophilum, 993 nucleotides long. RefSeq lists its product as uncharacterized. Bases 1 to 993 code for a protein of 330 amino acids. The transcript has 3 exons. Lineage: Eukaryota; Fungi; Ascomycota; Sordariomycetes; Glomerellales; Glomerellaceae. The record is from RefSeq and is a predicted model, not a curated record. Gene Ontology annotation, cellular component: cytoplasm.